AUGACCGGAGAAGAACUGUACUUGUUCAACAGUCGCGAUCAGACGGAGUCAGAUCGGCUGAACACACAACACAAGGUCCUAGCGGGCUUUAUGGGCUACAAGUUGCUUCACCCAUCCAUCGAUUUGAGUGGGAAAGGCGCUCUGAGAGUGGCUGAUGUUGGUACCGGCACCGGGAUUUGGCUCAAAGAGCUGUCGCCUUUCUUGCAGUCUUUUCCUGACGGUCGAUCACACUACCUCCACGGCUUUGAUAUCUCCAAUGACCAAUUUCCUGUCGACACAAACGAUAUCAGUUUCUCCACCCAUGAUUCCACCAAGUGCUUCCCUGAAGAGCACUUGAAUUCGUAUGACAUUGUUCACCUCAGGCUACUGGUACUUGCACUACCAGAGCCAGACAUCCGAAAGGUUAUGGAAAAUGUCGUCCAGCUUUUACGCCCUGGCGGGUAUCUCCAAUGGGAGGACACCGACUGGUGCUAUACAGGACCCGAUCGGCCGGCCCCAACAAUUACCAAGAUCCUUGAUAUGGUGGUUGAAUAUUCCAUCCAAGUUGGAUUUUCUAUGCGCAUUUCGGAAUGUCUCAUGGAUCAGGGGAAACGGCUUGAUCUCCAGUCACUCAAUCGAUUUGUAUAUGACACCCUCGAAAAUCCGGAAUGCUACACUGAUGUGAAGUCAUGGUUUAGCCAGCUGCUUCGGGCGUUGUUGCCAGUGACACUGAUACGAACCGGGCAGGCAGCAAAUGAGUCGGUAGCCCAAGCACUGACAUGCCGAAUGCUGGAAGAUGUUGAAUCGGAGUAUUCCCAAGGAGUUAUUCCUAGAUUUCGAAUGAUGGCGGUUGUGGGAAGGAGAACCUCUGAAUCCGUGUGA
Messenger RNA from Penicillium verrucosum, 861 nucleotides. Its product is annotated as class I SAM-dependent methyltransferase. The record is from RefSeq and is a predicted model, not a curated record. Lineage: Eukaryota; Fungi; Ascomycota; Eurotiomycetes; Eurotiales; Aspergillaceae. Bases 1 to 861 code for a protein of 286 amino acids. The transcript has 4 exons.